CUCGGGACUGGGAGCAAGGGGUAGGCAGAAACGCCGGAGACAAAGAGGCAGACGAAGAGGGGCUCCCCUACGGCCAGGUCCACAGUCAGAGGACGAAUUUGGCCUCGCCCCAGCACAGCUGUCAAGAUCGGACCCUUCCUUUAGAGCAGACAGGACCACGUUUCAGAUGUUCGUGCCACCUCGGCAGAGGGAAAACACCAGAAAGGGUUUCAAUCCAAGUCUGGAUCACAGAAGGAGCUGGAUGUGGCUGAGUAUGCAGAUUGGGGACAAAACCAACAGCAGAGAAGGAUUGGCACAGCAGAGAAGAAAUCACACCAUAUCGGGCCACUCAGUGACUCUAGUAUGCCAUGUUUGUGUUUAUCUUGCAGUCUACCUCCUGAUCUGGAUACUAAGAAUCACUUGACGAUUACUUUGUCACCAUAAUGACCUCUAAAAACAGAACCAAUGAAAUCAUUAAAAAACUUAAAGCUAGCAAAAAACAUCUCCUGGAGGAGAUAAAUGAAAAGCGUGACUCCAACUGCUUUGUGGAAAGAAGCAAUCAAGUCAGUUUAUUGAGAGUUCAAAAGAGGCAUUUCAGUGGUGCCUACCAGUCCCUUACUCACACCCAAAUCAAAGAACCCGUUCCUGACAGUGGCAGGAGCUCCUGGGUCACACUGAGUCUCCUUGUUCACACAGAGAAAAAGCACUUUCCUGCAAAAAAUAAUGCCAUAUUUGGAUAAAGUGCAUCUCCAGAGACACACAGAAAUACAACCUCUUUGAUCCUUC
Molecule: messenger RNA, 765 nt
Organism: Neofelis nebulosa (Clouded leopard)
Lineage: Eukaryota; Metazoa; Chordata; Mammalia; Carnivora; Felidae
Gene: SPATA45
Product: spermatogenesis associated 45
Exons: 4
Coding region: 423-719 (98 amino acids)
Source: RefSeq, a predicted model, not a curated record